Eucalyptus grandis is the source of this 2708-nucleotide messenger RNA. RefSeq names its product transcriptional corepressor LEUNIG. The transcript is spliced from 13 exons. Lineage: Eukaryota; Viridiplantae; Streptophyta; Magnoliopsida; Myrtales; Myrtaceae. The record is from RefSeq and is a predicted model, not a curated record. The coding region runs from base 546 to 2393 and encodes 615 amino acids. Gene Ontology annotation, molecular function: protein binding; transcription corepressor activity.
UCCAGGCUUCCCAUGCUGGGGUCAACAUGCCGGUGGUCUCUGUCAAAAUCCCAGAAAACUACACUCCACACUACCCCGACCCACCCGCGUGACCUGCGAACGAUGCUCCACAUGGCCGUCCUCCUCCCUCCUGCAGCGCGCCCUUCUCUCUCUAUCUCCCCAUCAUUAUCCUCUGCAUGAUGAAUGCCUUUUCGCGCAGCCCGACAAUGAUGGCGUCUCUCCCCCUCUAUUCGCUCGGAUCCCCAUGACGUUCGCUCGCUUUCUCGUGUGUGUCUCUUUUCCAGCUGACUGAACCGCGGCUUUGGAUAGUCUUCGCGACGACGACGAAAGACGGUGCGCGCCCUUCGACCGCGAAGAAAAACGAGGCGGGGGGUCGCUGGUGCGUUCGUUACUCGCUCCGUGAUGCUCGGGGACGCGUUCUGAGAGGAGAAACGUUCGCGGGGGGCGCUCUCGUUUCGUGGGGUUUUUGUUUCUCUCUCUUUUUGAGUGCUUCUCUUGAAGGGUUUUGGUGGGUGUGAGGAGUUUGGCGUGAUACGGCGGGAGUCAUGUCUCAAUCCAAGUGGGACGCUGAGAAAAUGUUAGACGUCUAUGUCUACGAUUACUUUGUUAAAAGAAACUUACAUGCUACCGCGCAGAAAUUUCUAGCUGAAAGGAAGAUCUCGACACACCCUAUCGCUAUAGAUGCACCCGGUGGUUUUCUGUUUGAGUGGUGGUCUGUCUUCUGGGAUAUAUAUAUGGCGAGGGUUCACGAGAAACGCUCCAACACUGCUACAUCCUAUGCCGAGUCAUAUCAUCCUUCCAGUCAACUACAGUUGCAGCAGCAAUUGAUGCCCCAAGCACAACCGACGACAUCUGUCUAUGAUUUAGAAAGCAGAAUAUUAAGGACGCUUCUCCAAAAGCAGAGUCUAGGUUUUGGAAUAGAUCAGAUGAAUAAUACGGGUGAUGUACUUGCUAAUGUUCAGCCUACAGCACGGAUUGGUUAUCCUGUACUUCCCUGUGGUAAUGUGGAUGUCCCAUUGCAGCAACAGGAGUAUCCACAGAGCUCACUUUUGAACCAUCAAUAUCGAAAUUCUAGUAUUCCUAUCCUGUGCCCAAAUAGAGUUAUCUCUUCAGGAGGUCCAAAUGCUGAUGGCAGCUGGCCAAUGACUUUCAAGGAAAAUUACCAGGCUUUACAAAAAGAAGCUUCGCAAAAGAGAAAGCGGUCAGAUUUAGCUCCAUUCCCUGCAAAACAUUUGAGGAGUGCGGAUGCUUUUGGACUUUUUCCUCUUAUAUCCUCAACACCUCCUACCAUGAUGCUGGAUGACAAUAUCUCUGUACCUUCUUUGCCACAAAUUGGUCAUUCCUCUUUGCCUUUGCCCAUACCUGGCUCUGAUGCUACAGGUCCAGUAUUUUCAGCAACCAACAGAUUGGCUCAAAUGAAUGUGGUUUUGGAUGCAUCUUUGGCAGACAAAAACGAGUCUAUCUCAUGCUAUGAAGAUGUAGCCACUAGGGAAAUGGUUAUUAGCAAAGGGUUCACUCUUACUGAAUUCCAGAGUCUUCCUACUAGUCCAAAUGAUGUUGAAUUUUGUCACUUCUCAUACGAUGGGAAACUGCUUGCAACUGGUGGACAUGAUAAGACGGCAACAUUCUGGUGUACCAGGUCGCUUAGAUUGAAGUCAAAGCUUGAGGAGCAUUCCCAUUCAAUUACAGAUGCCCGCUUCAGUCCAAGAAUGCCUCGGUUCGCUACUUCGUCAGCUGAUAAAACUGUCAAAGUUUGGGAUGCUGAUAAUCCUGACUAUUCCCUUCGAACUUUUACUGGACAUUCUUUUGCCGCUAUGUCCCUGGACUUCCAUCCAUGGAAAGAUGAUCUCAUCUGCUCCUGUGAUAACAACAUUGAGAUCCGGUAUUGGAGCAUCAAGAGUGGCCGCUGUGUGGGGAUUAUCAAGGGCGGUUCAAGCCUUAUGAGAUUUCAACCUCGGGCUGGAAGGUUUCUUGCAGCUGCUGCAAAGAAUGUUGUUUCAAUACUUGAUGUGGAGACUCAAGUUUGUAGGAUGAAAUUGCAGGGUCAUGAAGGCACUGUCAAUACCAUCUGCUGGGAUUCUACCGGCGAGCAUUUGGCAUCUGUGAGUGAUGAUUUGGUUAAAGUAUGGAAAAUUGGCUCAAGUGGCAAUGCAGAAUGUGUUAAUGAGUUGAUCUCUGCUGGGAACAAGUCCCAUGCAUGCGUCUUUCAUCCCUUUCACCCGUCUGCAGCAAUCAUCGGCUGUUCUGAGAAUCUGGAGCUCUGGGAUAUUGCUGAGAACAAGAAAGUGAUGCUCCAUGCGCAUAACAAGCCGAUAUCUUGCCUAGCUGCAUCAAGUGUCAAUGGUCUUAUUGCUUCCGCUAGUCGCGAUAAGUGCAUCAAAAUUUGGAAGUGAGGUGAUCAUUCCUUGUUUCCUUCUUUUUUGGGUUGGUUAUACACAUAUAUAUACCAGUUUUUUCAAUUAUACUAUGCCACUGUGGGAAAAGCUCUUUUUAAUGGGUUUUGGCUUUACCCUUUUCUCUUGAAGGGCUUGCAUAUAGCAUAGUUUGCCCCUGUUGCAAAAAUCUAAAAGCUUGCAUAUAGUAAAGUGCAGUAUGCAAAGAGUAGGUUUUGUGAUAUACAUCAACUUCAGUGAGAAACCUUUCUUCUCGUUUCUUGGUUAAUCUUGGAAACACUAUGAUAUGAUAUAUACACAACACAUUCCCAUGCA